This is a messenger RNA of Patiria miniata (bat star), 3123 nucleotides long. Its product is annotated as cilia- and flagella-associated protein 97-like. Gene Ontology annotation, biological process: spermatogenesis. NCBI's taxonomy places the organism in Eukaryota, Metazoa, Echinodermata, Asteroidea, Valvatida, Asterinidae. The coding region runs from base 128 to 1636 and encodes 502 amino acids. The transcript is spliced from 3 exons. The record is from RefSeq and is a predicted model, not a curated record.
UUGACCUUUGACCUCACGCAUUUUGUUGCUAGAAAACAAUUUUGGUUGCGGUUCUUCGGAUUGUUGGCAUAUUCCGAUACAAAUUUACCCCAAAUUGUCGAUUUUUGGUCGACAAUAUCUGUAAAAUAUGGAUAUGGAAGGAACUCCAGAGCCGAUAGACUUUGAUUUCUUCGCCGAAGACGACGAAGAUGUCGUCAAAUCCGACCGGUAUGCUGGGCGACGGGAGAGUCCGUUGACGACGGGGAAAGCCAGGCCUGAAAGCGCCGGUAGCGUGCGGUCGGCCGUCAGUAGUCGCAGCAGUAUCAGUGUCAAGAUCCCGUCAGCUGGACCAACCGGUAACAGGGACAAUUAUUACUCUAAAAAGGGGUCGUAUUCAGAUUCAAGUGAUGAUGAAUACUUAGCUAAAGACAGACGACAUGAAAGUAGACACCCAGUGCAAACGAAUCUGAGUUCUUCAAGUUCAAGGAAUUGGGAAAAUGAUGAUAGAUGUUCAAGUGGAGAUGGGGACUUUAAGUCAAGGACUGCAUCAAAUAGACCCAAAACCUCCAAAGGGCCACGUUCUCAUUUUAGAAGACGGGACAGCUCAAGUUCGCAUGGCUCUAGUACGUCAAAGUCCAAUCGAAGUCGCACAAACAGUUCUUCGUCAAAGAGCGAGCACAGCGAUUCAUAUACCAGCGUUAGCGAUUCAGACAGUGACGUAACUGAUGUGUCACCCCUCCCUAGUCCAGCUCGAUCCCCAACGCCGACACUGGAGUAUGAUCAAGAUGAAUUUGAGGACAGCUUUGAAGAAAAUAGACUGCGACAGGCCAAAGCUGAAUCAAAAUCUAAGGGUGGGGAUGGGAAACACAAGAGAACAAGAUCAGGCAAGAAGGAAAGUGUACGUUUUGUAGGAGUCACACCGAGCAAUGGGUCUGUGUCCAAGCGUGAUAAGCAAAUGGAUGAAACCGAAGCACGUGAACUGAGUAGGCUUCUGAGAGCAGUUUUGGAAAUGGACGACACGCCAAAUCGCUCGCAGAUGCAUUCCUUUCACCGGCCUGUGACAGCGAAGCAAAGACCAACCUCUGCAAAGAAAGCACUGUCUGCCAACGUCACGCAACCCAUGCCUCAUCAACGUGUCAACCUGUCCUUCAGCAAUGACAAAGUCAAGCAGAUUGACCGCGAGAAUCAGCGAUUACUGCAGAAGAUUCUGCAAAGGCCCAAGUCUGUUGAUGUCUCUACUUAUGGGGCAUCGCAAUCAAGGAGGGCGGAUCCACCCAGAAUGAUGAGCCAUUCAGCCAUAUGCAGACAACGGGAGCAGAGAAAGAUUGAGAUGGAAAAUAGGAAAAUUCUGGAACGCAUCGAGACUGCUGGUGCCAGCUCGACAGUUCGUCGCGACAAACUGCUACAUGAGCACAACAAACAGAUGAAGUACGCAUCGCAGGUCUCCAAGGCAUCAAUGAGACCACAAAGCUCUAAACCAGCAAGCUAUGGUCAUUCCGGUAGUCUAGGCAAAGGAUCCAGUAUGGCCAGCCUCAACAGUGACCAUAGUGGAAUCUCCACGGUAUCAGGUGGAUCGAGGAGGAUGAGACCAAGUAGUGGGCGGAGCAAUCCACCCCCUCCUGGAGGACCCAAGCAAGCCUGGGAUGACCGCUGGUAAAAGGCAAGGUUCGAUCACGGACGGGUCAUAGUCCAUCACAAGUCGAGUCACAAGUCAGUCAUAAGUCAAGUCACAAAUCAAUCAUAAUUCAGAUCAGUUGUCAAUCAUAAGACAAAUUGCAAAUCAAGUUGCACGUCAAUCAUAGGUAGAGUCACAAGUCAAUCAUAACUUGGAUCACUAGUCAAUCAUAAGUCAAGUCACACGUCAAUCAUAAGUCGGAUCACAAACAAUCGCAAGUCAGAUCACUAGUAAUCAUAAGUCAAAUCAUAAGUCAGUCAUAUGUUGCAAUGGAUACCACAGUAAUUGUUGAAUUGCAAACCCUACUUUAUUAAAUAUCUUCAGCAUAAUCAUAUUUGCUGCAAAAUUUGACAGAAAUCCCUCCUUACUUGGAGAAAAAGGACUCAGAAAUGCACUUUUAUAAGUUUCAUGUUCCCUGUGUUCAAGCAAUUCAUCAGAUGCUUUAGUAUUUUCGUCAUGGGAACUGGGAUGGCUGUGACAGUUGCAGGCAAUCGAUCCGUCCUGAUAGUGUGGUCCAUCUUCUGUUGCUAUAGUAACAGGUCAAAUUGUACGUGGAUUAUGGCAUGUGAUGAACAGGGUUUUGGGAUUGCUUCCUGGUAAAGUAAGAAAUGAAACUUGAAAUGUGUAAUUAUGCUUAAAAUCUGCUUUAGCCAGCUCAUUUUUUUUCCUGUAGAAGACCACUGUGAAAAUUGCCCUAUUCUUCACUGUAUGAUUAAUAUGCCUGUAAAAUACUAAUUAAGACAAACACUAAUUAAGACAGUGUACUAAAUAACCAGAAAUGACUAAAGCUGGAAAUUCCCAUUGCGCAUUUUUAAUAAUACACUGUGCGUGGUAUAUGCUUCUUUACUAAAUAUGGCUAGCAAUUAUUUUCUACAUCGUUUAUUUGCAAAAAGCCAGCAUGGCCUUGUGGCAUGCAUGCACAGUACAUUGUAUAUUGACUAAACUACAUGUAGUGGCCGGCUAUUGAAAUUAUUGAAGUUUGGUUGACUGCUGUUGCUAUGACAACAGGAUGCUAUAGCCAGGGCUAAUUGUGUGGUUGACAAUGAAUUGUGCUCAUUGGGGAGUCUAUAGCUUAGAUACAUGUACAGUACAUGUACAUGGAUGUACAAGUACAUGUGUGGACGUGUUUUGUUAAGAAUACAAUAUUGUUCACUUCACAAACUAGGAUUGUGUUCACAUGCACAAACAACUUAGCAGAAUUCAAGAAGCUCAAAUUCUGAUAUUUUAAGUUAUGUAGAUUGGUUGUGAAAUAGGAAAUGUAAAUUGAGACUUACAUGGACAUGGACAUGGAGGUGUAUGAGCAGCAAGUUGAAAAAGAUUUGUUUUGAUCAGUGGGAAAUAUAUUUUUAAAUAAUAAAUAUUACAAAACUACAAUUACAUGUACAUGUUAUUAUUGAAUUUGUAAAUAGUCUGUGCAAUAAUUCAAGCAUUGUGCUUUGUGUGGGUUCCUUCUCUUUCAGCAGAAAAAA